Molecule: messenger RNA, 1365 nt
Organism: Adineta ricciae
Lineage: Eukaryota; Metazoa; Rotifera; Eurotatoria; Adinetida; Adinetidae
Source: the annotation of a GenBank genome assembly
AUGUCAGUCAUCGAUCAUCAUCAAUUUCAAUGCUCAAACACAAUUUGUUCACCAUUUAUUCAAAUCACUACAUUAGAUAUUCGUGGCUGUCAGUCCUUAUGUUUAAGGCAGGCUCAAUGUCAAGGAAUAACUUUUCAUCGGUCAACUUCAAAUUGUGAAUUAUUCGAUAACAUUAGAAACGAAGUGAAUAAUCUGUUGGUGAAUCUCGAUACGAUUACAAUGAUUGUUAUUGAUGGAAGUCGAAUUCCACCUAUUGAUAUUAAUUCAUCAUCCAGCACCAGCGUCUCAACGUCGACUUCAUCUACUUCCACAACGUCAACUACAGCAAACGCUUACAUUCGUCUGUUUCUCAAUCAGACGACUUAUAACAUGGCUACUAAUGCAACAUAUGUCGUUGUAAAAGAUAUUAAUCGCGAUGGUAAACCAGAUCUUAUCGCGGCAAGCUACGGUAAGAAUAAUAUAGGGGUUCGUUUCAAUACGGAUAAUGGUACGUUUGGUCUGGCCUCAUUGUACGCGGUUGAUGCUCAACCAGUAGCACUGGCUGUUGGUGAUCUGAAUAAUGAUAACAUAUCCGAUAUUGCUGUCGUAAACAAUUAUGGAUAUACCAUAAACAUUCUUCUUGGAAGAGGUAAUGGAUCAUUUUAUCCUAAAAUUACUUUGCCUGCUGGUACAAGUCCGAUGGCAAUAACAAUAGCUGACAUCAACCUCGACAAGAAGCCUGAUAUUCUUUACUCGGGUUAUUAUUCGUCUACUUGGGCUGCAUUCUUAAAUGAAGGUAAUGCUACAUUUUCGAAUUCAACUAGCUAUGGAGCUGCGUCACAUUCAUACGCGAUCGAAGUAAUCGAUAUAAAUAACGAUGGUAUAUUGGACCUUGUUACAACAAAUCAAGGUUCCGCCAGUGUAAGCAUUCGUUUUGGUCAAGGUAAUGGCACAUACGGCUCUCAAUGGUAUAUUCCAGUUGGAAAUGCCCCAUUUGGAAUAGCGAUUGCCGAUAUCGAUGGUAAUGUCAGCCCAGAUUUUGUUGUUUGUAACAACGGUGCAAACACCAUCAGCGUUGUGAUCAAUUGUGGAAAUAGUUCAUUUCAACCGCAAGUUGUUUACUCAGUUGGUAGUCAACCGAUCGCAGUGAGAUUGAGUGAUGUUGAUGGUGACAACUAUCGCGAUAUUAUUGUUGCGAACCAAGGUUCAAAUAACAUCGGAAUUUUGUUGAACAAGGGCAAUGGUACGUUCUUUAAUCAGACAACUUAUCCAGUUGGUGCAGCUCCAUCAUCAUUGGAAGUUGUUGAUCUCAAUAAUGAUGCUAAAGUUGAUAUUAUUGUUUCAAACUUUGACGAUGGUACUGUUGGUAUUCUUUUCCAUAUCUGA